UCCAGCCGCUUCGGCAGCCGCUGAUUGGCUGCGCGGGGCCGGGCAGCCUUCACUCCUGCCGGAGGAGCAAGCCGGACCUCCUUCACUCUCGCUCCGGUGCGCCAUUCAUAAAAGUGCGCCGAAGCGAACGGGCAGGACCAUGAGCGAGCCGCAGCGUCCAGGUCGGACUUUGUAGAGCCGAGAAGCAGGAGUAAGAACUUUUUGGGUUUGGGCUAUCUAAUCUUUUUUUUUUUUUUUUUUGGAGCUGCGUUUUGUGUUCCCCUCACCCACCCCACCGGUAAGCGUUGGAUCCGUCAGCCUAUUGCGACUCCCCGGCGUACGGCCCGGACCUGUGCCCCAACAUGAUCGCCACCCAGGCCAAGCUGGUGUACCAGCUCAACAAGUACCACGGCGAGCGGUGCCAGGCGCGCAAGGCCGCCAUCGCCAAGACCAUCCGCGAGGUGUGCAAGGUGGUCUCGGACGUGCUGAAGGAGGUGGAGGUGCAGGAGCCGCGCUUCAUCAGCUCGCUGAGCGAGAUCGACGCGCGCUACGAGGGCAUGGAGGUCACGUCGCCCAACGAGUUCGAGGUGGUGCUCUACCUCAACCAGAUGGGCGUGUUCAACUUCGUGGACGACGGCUCGCUGCCCGGCUGCGCCGUGCUCAAGCUGAGCGACGGCCGCAAGCGCAGCAUGUCGCUGUGGGUGGAGUUCAUCACCGCCUCGGGCUACCUGUCGGCGCGCAAGAUCCGCUCGCGCUUCCAGACGCUGGUGGCGCAGGCGGUGGACAAGUGCAGCUACCGCGACGUGGUCAAGAUGGUGGCGGACACCAGCGAGGUGCGGCUGCGCAUCCGCGAGCGCUACGUGGUGCAGAUCACGCCGGCCUUCAAGUGCACGGGCAUCUGGCCGCGCAGCGCGGCGCAGUGGCCGGCGGCGCACAUUCCCUGGCCGGGCCCCAACCGCGUGGCCGAAGUCAAGGCGGAGGGCUUCAACCUGCUCUCCAAGGAGUGCUACUCGCUCACCGGCAAGCAGAGCUCGGCCGAGAGCGACGCCUGGGUGCUGCAGUUCAGCGAGGCCGAGAACCGGCUGCUGAUGGCCGGCUGCCGCAAGAAGUGCCUGUCGGUGCUCAAGACCCUGCGCGACCGCCACCUGGAGCUGCCCGGCCAGCCGCUCAACAGCUACCACAUGAAGACGCUGCUGCUGUACGAGUGCGAGAAGCACCCGCGCGAGGCCGACUGGGACGAGGCGUGCCUGGGAGACCGGCUCAACGGAAUCCUGCUGCAGCUCAUCUCCUGCCUGCAAUGCCGACGCUGCCCGCACUACUUCCUGCCGAACCUGGACCUCUUUCAGGGCAAGCCGCACUCGGCCCUGGAGGCGGCCGCCAAGCAGACGUGGAGGCUGGCCAGGGAGAUCCUUACCAACGCCAAGAGCUUGGACAAAUUAUAAAAGAAAAA
Molecule: messenger RNA, 1429 nt
Organism: Syngnathus acus (greater pipefish)
Lineage: Eukaryota; Metazoa; Chordata; Actinopteri; Syngnathiformes; Syngnathidae
Gene: mab21l2
Product: mab-21-like 2
Exons: 1
Coding region: 342-1421 (359 amino acids)
Source: RefSeq, a predicted model, not a curated record